Messenger RNA from Ictalurus punctatus (channel catfish), 1670 nucleotides. RefSeq names its product chromosome 2 C16orf89 homolog (gene c2h16orf89). Gene Ontology annotation, cellular component: membrane; cytosol. The transcript has 8 exons. Lineage: Eukaryota; Metazoa; Chordata; Actinopteri; Siluriformes; Ictaluridae. The record is from RefSeq and is a predicted model, not a curated record. Bases 391 to 1434 code for a protein of 347 amino acids.
UUAUAUAUAAUGUUGUUGUACUUCACCUACUUCACCACUAGAGGUCCAACCUUAACUACUCCCCUUUAAUCCAGGGGAAAACAGUAGGCAUUGCUGGAACUCCGAGGAAUAAAUGUAAAGUGUAAAUGUAGCUAUUUUUCGAUGACGAACGCAUCCGUUUUUGCGUUUGCAUUUGUCUGCCUAAUCUACGUGACUCUUAGCCUCCUAGCCACGCCCACUACCCCACUGCCUCGCGCACAUUCCAGACUGGAGGUCUAGACUUUGAGAUACUCUGCACUCUACUCACAUUUAUUCUUUUCUUAAUAAAGAAAAACCUCACCCACGAUCCGGAGUCAUCAUUUUACAGCUUCUGUAUUAUUAUCAUUAUUAUUAUUGUUAUUAUUAUUGAGUAUGGGAAAGAUGCGCGCGCUCGUGACCCUCCUCAUAGUCGCCAGGCUGCGCUUUGCGCACCAGGAGGUUAUAGAUGACAUUUUGGACAGUUUGUCUAAAGGAGUGAAUUUUUUUGAGCAGCAGAGCAGGAACAUGAAUCUGGAUGGUGUUACUGGUUAUGUCAUCCUACAAGCCCAGUUACAGGAAGCAAUGAAAUCUCAGACCAAUUCAGAUUCUCUAAACUUCUCUCAGCGCUCCAUCGCUAUGUCUCUGGUAAAAAAACUGGACAGGAGUUUGGCUCUUGCUGUCGCAUCUCUUCAGGAGAUGGAUCCUAAAUAUUACAAAGAGUUUGAACCCGUCUUGUCAGCAUCUUUCUGGUCCUUGCCUCGUGAAUGGAUCUCCACAGACCCGUCCCUCACGUACGCGUCGCCAAGAUCUGUUGAGUGUUACGACGAGCAGCUCGGGGAUAAGUGCAUGACGCUGCUUCUGGGAACCUGGAAAGACAACGGGACACCGUGCAUCGUCACGAAGGCCUGCAGGGACACUAUGACGCGAUUUGGGUGUCCACAUUAUUCUCUGUCUCACCAGCUGCUCUACUUCAUGAUCGGGACCAUGAAAGGAUGUACCAGGAUGCUGAAGGGGGAAGUGAGGCUCUCGCAGGUCAACAUCACUGUGGAACACUAUCAGAGGAUUUUCUGCUCAAACAUGAUGAAGAGCAACCAGGAGAUCAGCAUUAAGGGCAUCACUGAGCAAACACAAGAUAUCUUCAUUGAGAACAUUCUUUUAUGUGGGCUGGCUGGAUUCUCUGACUUUUAUAAAGCCACCUGGCUGCAGCACAUUCUGGCCUGGCAGGACAAAAAGCUGGGCUGUUUCGGGAAAGAUGAGGACGACUCACAAAUGUUUGAGGAAUAUUUGGAUGCAGUGCACAAGCGAGUGAAGAGAAGGGAGAAAACUCUGAAAGAUGGAUGCUCGAGUCACACGACAGGCGUGGCCAUGAGCGCGCUGGGCGGUUACCUCAACUUUUACCUGUCUGAGCAAGACACUACAAAACGACCACUGGUGUAAACACACAAACACACACACACACACACACACACAUAUACACAGUCAAUUGAAAAAAUAAGUACAUCCCAUGGAAAUUAUUGGCUUUCUUGACAUAUUUGGACAAGCAAACAUUUCAUCCUCUUUGAAACAAUGCCUAUUAAUAAAGGGGAUACACUGACACAUAAAACGGACAUUUUGUAGUAAUUUUCACAAUUUAAAUGAACAAAAAACAGAUCAAUCACAUGGAAAAAGUAAGU